Molecule: messenger RNA, 2661 nt
Organism: Trichechus manatus latirostris (Florida manatee)
Lineage: Eukaryota; Metazoa; Chordata; Mammalia; Sirenia; Trichechidae
Product: alpha-(1,3)-fucosyltransferase 5-like
Exons: 2
Coding region: 423-1103 (226 amino acids)
Cellular component (GO): membrane
Molecular function (GO): alpha-(1->3)-fucosyltransferase activity
Source: RefSeq, a predicted model, not a curated record
GUUCAGGGUUGUUGGUGGGUGCCCUCGAGUGGAUUACGACUCGUACUAACCCCGUGUGACAGAGCAGGACUUCCCUAUAGGGUUUUCUAGGCUGGAAUCUUUAUGGAGAGCAGAUCACCAGGUCAUUCUCCGAUGGGCUGCUGCGGUGGGGGUUCAUACUGUCAAACUUUUGGUUAGCAGCAGAGAGCGUAACCCUGUGCACCACCAGGACUCCUUCCAGGAAAACCUUAUGGGGCAGUACAACUCUGUCAUAUGGGGUCACUAUGAGUUGGAAAAAACCCAAUGGCAAAUACCGACCACCACAACCUCAGGAGGCAUGAAGAUUAUCUUCGGGGGGCCCUGAUCUGCCUUCGAGGUGCCGGCUGUUACUUUUGUUGUCAUGACACUUCUCUGCUCUCCCCCCCUCCCAGCUUCUCUGACCCAUGGAUCCCAUCCGCUGGGCCAAGGUACAAUAUCCCUGGCGCCACUGUCUCUCUGGGCUGCUGUUCCAGCUGCUUUUGGCUCUGUGCCUCUUCUCUUACCUGCGUGUGGCUCCAGGCAAGCCCCCGACCGUGGAACCCCUCGCUCAAUCUGCCAACGAGUCCAGCCAGUUUACCCCCCGUCACCCGUCCCUGGUCGUCCUGCUGUGGACGUGGCCCUUCAACGUCCCUGUGCAUCUGUCCCGCUGCUCGAGGCUGCGGCCUGGCACGGCCGACUGCCAGCUGACCGCCAACCGCGGUGUGUACCGGCAGGCCGACGCGGUCAUCGUGCAUCACCGUGAGGUCAGCUCCAGACCUUUGGCGCAGCUCCCGCCCUCCCCACGGCCACCAGGCCAGCGCUGGGUCUGGUUCAGCUUGGAGUCCCCCUCCCACUGCCGGCAGCUGAAGGCCCUAGACGGCUACUUCAAUCUGACCAUGUCCUACCGCAGCGACUCGGACAUCUUCACGCCCCACCUGCAGGCUCUGGACAAGGACCAGGCCGCCUACCUGAGAUACUUCCGCUGGCGGGAGACACUGCGGCCCUGCUCCAGAAGUUGGGCCCAGCACUACUGCGAGGCCUGCUGGCGGCUGCAGCAGGAGCCCAGGUACCAGGCGGUGCCCAGCAUAGCCUCCUGGUUCACAUGAGCCAGCGGCCUGGGGCCUGGGCUGCUGGGAGCCUCACCUGCCCAGACCGCACAGUCGGGAGCUCACCUGCUGGGACCUCACCUGCAGGAGUUCACCUGCUGAGAUCUCACCUACAGGCCUUCACAUGCUGGGGACCUCAGCUGUCGGGCGUCACCUGCUGGGGACCGCCCCACCCAGGCACUUGCCCCCCAGGGAACCAGCUCCCCGGGAGGGGGGAGUGGUGCUCCCAGCAGCGACGGUUCUGGUUGGUCUUCCCGUGAUUGUCACUGCUGUGCUCACUGCCUGCGUGGUCUGGGGUCCCAACAUCGUCACCCGUCUCCAGCUGGGGAUGCUGUAACAGUGCUGUGCCCCCUUUUUCUAGAGCGUGCUCCUCACCCAGGGCCAGUCUGCCCCCAGGGGACGUGGGUCAUGUCUGUAUUUUGGUUGUCACAGCUGGAGGCAGGGUGUUACAGGCACCUGGUGGAUGGGGGCCAGGGAUGCUGCUCAACACCCUGCAGCGCCCAGGACGGCCCCACCCCAGAGGAGGAUCCGGCCCCAAAGGCUCGGAGGUGGAAGAACCUGCCUGAGACCGUCUACAGCCCUCGGGGUCCGGGGCUGGCAGGUGUUCAAAGCCCCAGGGGGGCCUCUCCUCCGGCUGGCACCUGGGGGUGGUCUGGCAGUUUAGGGAGACCAUGGUGGAUGUGGGACCAGGGUGUCUGGGGGUCUCUGGUGGGGGCAGUGCUUCAGCAAGGGGACCGGCCAUGUCCAGAGCCUGGGGCACAGGUGCCUGCGCGUGGCUGCCUGAGGGAUGGGGGCAGGACAGAAAAGGAUGGGGAUCCCCCUGCGAGGGGGGUUUGGUGCUGUGUGUGCAGCUGUGAGAGUGAGUGGAGGGCGACGCGGGGCUGGAGUGUGGGUGCCAUCAGGUGUGACUGUGACCGUAUUAGCGUGAGGGCGUGCCAGCCCGAGGAGGCUGUGGCCCUGAGUGUGUGAUGGGGGGUGUGUGAGUGAGCACAUGCAUGGCUGUGUGGGGCUGCUGUGACUGUGUGUGCGUGUAUGCGAGAGUGCAGGGUUGCGUGGGGGGCUCUGCAACCUGAAGUGUGCGAUGGUGUAUGUUUGUGGGUGUGAGUCAGCAAGUGUGUAUGGCUACAUGGAGCCUUGUGACUGCGUGUGUGCUUGUGUGUAUGCUUAAGUGUGAGAGAGAGUCUGCGUGAGGAUGUGUGGGUCUGUGGGAGGCUGCUAUGAUACUAAGUUGUAGAUGUGUGUGCACACUUCUGUGAGCAGGUGUGUAGAGUUCUGUAUAGGGCCUCUGUGACUAAAUGUGUGAUGGUGUCUGUGUGUGCGUGUGUCAGUGAGAGAGCGAGGAGGGCGGUGGAGACCAGGGUAUGACAUUAAGUGUGUGACUGACACUGUUGCUGUGAAUGUGUAACUGUGUGACCGUGUGAUUGUGUGUACGUGUGUUGUGACUACACGCGGCUCCCAAUGUGUCUCCAUGUACGUGUGUGUGUGGUUGCCCCGUCCAGUGUGAGGUCCAGCAGUGUCUCUGCCUGAGUGUGCAGCAGUGAGGCUGCCCCGCUCCGUG